UCGUGUGAGCACCGAUGCUUCAAGUGGUCUGUUCCAACAUGGCUUCCUAGGGAUGGCAUCUUUGGCAGCUAGUGUGUGCAAAUUGGUUAGGUAAUAUUCUACUAAUAUGCUCCCAGAAUCCCAGCAGUUGGGGUGAAAAACACAAGAAGGUUGGAUAAGGAUAAAGGUUGGUAUCAAGAACAGGAGAAGGUGAAACAGAAUGAGUGAUCAUCCUUCCAGUCAGCAUGGAUGCAGAUGAUGUGGACAGCCACCUUGUGCCCUGUAAUUUCCCUUUUUUUCUGACGCAAUUGCCUACUUAGAAUAGAAUACCUUAUCUAGUUAUCUUUGAUAUAUGAGAAAAUGUGCUCUUGAAUAGUACUAUGAAUUAGUAUCACAUAUUUCAUUCUUUAUCUUGAGAAAUCUGAUGAAAAAAAAGGAGUCAAGAGUCAAGACAUGAUGUGGCCUUGAUUGGGUCAGGCCCAGCAGGGAGGAGGCUGUAGGCCCAAGCCCAACAAUCUCCAUGAUCCGAUUGCUUUUACAGUUCAUCAGCCAUCGCUAUCGCAAAUUCGCGAGUGCUCCGCCGCGCGUACGGUCUGUCGUGUGUGUGGUUCUCUUGUCCACUCCAAUGGAUUUCUGGUGGAUCAGAGGAAGGCGACGACGCCAUUGUGGAAUCGCGUGCUUAGCUCGACACCUGGUGGAGCUGCUACGCAAAGGAGCACCUUCUCAUCGUGUUCUUCUCCUCGAGGUGUUUCAGGCUCCGAAGCACGUGCUGGAAGGAGAGGAAGGAAGUUGUGAUGCUCUGUGAUUCUCUGGGAGGUUUCUUGGCUCCAUUAGCCGUACUCGGGGUGAUGUGAUGCUGAUGUUGUAUGGGCACCUCGAAGAUGUGGUAUCUUUUCCAUGAGGUUUAUGAGCUGCUGCAUGCUGCGCCCAAGUGCCAACACUGUCCGGCUCACUGUUGAGGAGACUCUUCAGAAGAGGGUUCAUGCAUGCAAGGUGUUUGUUGUUGGUUCCCAAAGGAGGAGGGUGAGGAAUUGGGUGGUGUUUGCCAAGAGGAGGAGGAGGAGUAGCAAGAGGCAGCGUUGAUGGAAGAGUUGGUUCUCCGAUGCAUGGGUCUGGCCUGAUUGGAGCACAGAUGAUGUUCUUGAUGCCUUUGAUGGAGAGGAAGAGCUUCCUAAUGAUGAGAAAUUUAAAGAGUGGAAGGGAAAGGUGAGGCCAUUGUUGAGCUGUGGUAGGCACAACAGGAGGCGAUGAAUUCAGAAGGACGAUCAUGGGAGGAUCGGAUUGACUCAGGCAGCUUGGCUCAUUGAAUCUCAAGUCCAAACUAAACUUUAUUUGGAAGGGAAAAAACACAAAUUUCAGUUGGCACACAUUAGUAGAAGUGGUUCUCGAACACUAUGGCCUUGAAGCUGAUCAAGCUGCAAUUACCAUUUUUGUACGUGUGGUUCCAAUUGUUAUGGAUGUAUUUGUGAAGAUAUGGAAGAUGAAUGGAGAACUUGGAUUGCAGCGGGCUUGAUUGUAGCUUCGUAAGCGGCGGAGGCGGCCGUGUGCUGUAGCCUUUUUUCUUUUCUGUCUUCUCGCCCUUAGUUUUCGGGGGCGUGUUUGUAAUAAUGCACAUUCUUGCACUCUUUCUUAAUAUACUCUGGCCGGCAUCCUUUUGCUGGCCCGGCAAAAAAUAAUACAUUUUCAUGAUUAGGCAGUUGAAAUUAGAUUUGGAGUUAGGAUUCUAUACUUUCAAUAGCUUUUUCUACCAAGCAAUUGCAACUUUUAAGUGAUUGUGCCGUUUGUUGCCACCAUAGUGACUGUGAGUGAAAAUGCAUUCCAAUGAGGCCUGCCUGGAGGGAGGAGCGAUGGGGCGUGAGGCUCUCACCUACCACCCGGCGGACCACCACUCCGGUGCCCGCCGGCCACCAUCCAAGCCGCAGUUCGGCUCGUGGCGCGACGUCGUGAAGAAAGAUAGGGGCCUUGCCGCCGCUGAGGAGGCAGCUUGGACGGAGGUCCGGCGGAAGGGGAGCACGGAGCAUUCACUGCGGGCAGGUGACCCAACCUCCAACAAACAGGACAGAGCAUUCAAGCCGAGGAAGGAGUUCAGCAACCAUGACAGGGCAUUCAAUUCGGAGAAGGAGAUCCCUCGCUGGCUUCUGGGGCGCUGCUUCAAGUGCCUAGGAUUGGGUCAUCGCAAGCUUGACUGCAAGGGAGAGACAAGGUGUUUCCAUUGCUGGUACCCGGGUCACCUAGCGUGGGCGUGUCCGGAGAGGAAGGCGGUCUCUGGGGGCAAUCCGGGGCGGCAGUGCGUCUGGGCGCAGAGAGGUGGCCGUCUGGGAGAAGAGAACAACAGGGGAAGGUGAAGCAGGUGGUGGUAAGGGAGGUGCCGCCGGCGAAGUCGAAGAUCGUCAAGCCGGCCCCACAGGCGACAGAAAAGGGCGCGGUGAUAGCCAUGGCGGGUGCUAACCUGGGCGGGUACCAGAUCUGUGCGGCCACGCCGCCGCAGUUCGUGGAAAAGUACCGCAUCGGCGAGCCCGACUCGUGGCUAGAAAGGGGGCGGGUGGUGCUGUCCUGGACCUCCGGGAUGGAGCGCCAUGAGAGGUACCUCCAGGAACUCUCCCUGAUGGCGUCGGUGCUCAAGGGACGGCCGCCCGUCUCGCCGGCAGAGCUUGCGGAGACAAUCGAGCUGCACACAGGCGUGCAGCAGCGUUACUUCAGGGUGGAGGUCACGCGCCCGGAGGAUUUCCUGAUCUCGUUUCGGAACCAGAGGGAGAAGGAGGCGGUCCUGCGGUGUUCGAAGGCGCUGUUCUGUAAUGAGGUGCCUGUUUCGUUCAAGCCGUGGAACAGAUGCUGCUGGGCGGAGGCCUCGGCUUUCCAGUUCUUCACCAAGAUCUCCCUCGACGGCCUUCCCCCGCACGCCUGGGAGGAGGAAGCCAUGCACAAGCUGGUCAACAGCUUGGACGGUCAGCUUGCCGAGCUGAUCCCGGCGGCGGACGCGCGCUGCCUCGGUCUCUUCGCUUGGUUCAAGAAUCCGUCCGACCUUCCCCACCAUCUGGACGUGGAAAUCCCGGAACGCCCGGCCGCAGGGCGAUGGCGGGAGGGGACGAGCGCGACACCACCUUCCCCGCCGCGGGAGAAGCCGGCCCUCACCUAUCCGGUCAUCAUCCACGUAGAAGAAGUCAUUGACCCUACGCCGUUGCAUACUCCGCCGACCUCCUUCGACGACAACUCCGAUGAUGAAGACGUCACCCGGCGGAACACUUUCUCCUGCUGGGCAGGUCGCUACGAUGGCGCUGGUCCCUGGCCGACGGAGGUGGGAGGCGGUCAUGUCUACGGCGGUGCGACCGGUUCGGCGGGAGGUCUAGGCGCGCGCUCCUUUGCCCCCAUCCCAGGGGAGGUCUCGGCCCCGCCAAGGCGGUUGCUUCAACGCCUGGCGACCAUGCCGGCGGCGGGGCAGUCGGUGACAGAGGAGAGCCAGGAUGAUGCUGUCUUGACAGCUGCGGUGGUGGGGGUCAUUGACAUGGCAGCGGCGGACCGGGUUCUAGACCGGGCUGACAUUGUUGUUCAAGACAUGGAGGCGGGGGAGGUGUUGGCGUCACAGCCGCAUUCACCGACGUUGGUUUUGCAAGCGCCGGGUGUGUGGUUCUCUCCGCAAGCGGUGCAAGCAGUGGAGCAACCAGGGGCCGACGUGGGAAUCCCUACCCCGCUGGCGGCGCCUGUGGUUGCAACGGCAAAGGCGCUUAUCGUUCUGGACGACGACUGCAGCUGGGCGCUCGUGGCCGGUGGUGUGUCGCCUCUUUCAUCGCCGCUCCAACUCUCCCUGGACGAGUUAACCGGCGGUGAACUGUCGGCGCUCGGCACGGAGAAUGAUGGCGACCGUGCUGAGCUCAGUGAUGAGGUCCGGGAGGCCACUGUGGACCACGUUCACGUUCACGGGGACGACCUGGCUUCAGGGCAGGAAGUCGCAUUAACUCCGAAUGGGGGAUAUGCAUUAACGCGUGUUGCGUCGGCCUCGCCGCGUAUUAGAGCGAGCCAGUCGUCUUUUGGCACGUUGGCCAAGAAGCUCUCUUUUGAGGAUACGAUGGCUGAGGUGUCGCUCGUGGAGCAUGGGUGCGAGCGGCCAGCAUUGAAGGCGACUGGCGACGCGCUGAGCUCAACGCAGGAGAGCAGGAGUGAUCGUGGGUUUGAAUCGGCGGCAAAGGCGGGAGAGUUCCGUGUCUAUGUGCGGAAGCAGGCCCAGAAGAAACCGAGCCAUGAGCAACCUGGGCCGGAGGGGAUCGGCCUCAUGGGCUUGGCAGGCCAGGAUCUGGGGCAGGCUGACCUGGGACGGGCUGUGGCUGGCGUGGGACAGGAAAUGUCGGUGGGCCAAGUUGUAUGUGGCGAGGACGAGCCACCUCAGGCCCACCAAGAAGAAGUGGCCCACAGCGACGACGAGCGGCCGGUCCAGGAAACUGAGAUCGAGAGCAGCAGGGAGGCGCUCAGCGGAGAGAUGAUGCUCCCACCUCCCGCCUCGCCGUCGACAGCACUCGCCCGCGCGCGGCCAACCUCGGAGGGGUCGCCGGCGAACACGCCGCUACCCCCCGAGGCGGACCAGAUUCUUCAGGGCUUCCUCGCGUCGGUCGCUACUGAGCCUCCCCCCUCCCUGCUCGGGAGGAGGCCGCCAGCGUCAGUCCCCAAAUCCAAGCCUCGUCGGCGCAAUGUGAUCCCUGAGGGGUUCACGCCGUGGCGCAGCCCACGUCUGCAACAACAAGGGAACGGAGCUCGUCGCCAUUCAACUUCAAAAGCGCAGAAGGUAACGAUGAAGAAGAUGGGCAUCAUUGAAGAGGAAGAAGAAGCGGAUCAAGACACCUUCCAGCAGUACACUACCGUGUUUGAUCAGCCGUUAUCGACCCAGCACAUGAAGGCGCUAGCGGAGCUGCUGGAUGUGGAUGUUGCGCUGGAGGAAGCAGAUGUUCCACCGCCGGACCUGGCUUCGCUGGUGGCGGCGGGGGUGGAAUCCCCUGCUUGAGCGGCGUUCCGGCGGCGUGCGGCGGUGGUGGAGAGUUUUCCCUGUUUUUAGUUUCCAUGUCUCGUCUUAGUGUGCUAGUGUGGAAUGUGAGGGGGUUGAAUAAUCCUGCAAAAAGAAGAGUGGUAAAGGAGUCUGUUGUUAAUUCGCAUGCGUCUGUUGUUUGCUUGCAAGAGUCUAAAUUAGAGGUAGUUGAUUUGCUUGUAAUCCAUGAACUGUGUGGGCUGGAUUUCGAUGAUUUCGUUGCCCUUCCCGCGUCACAUACCAGGGGCGGGGUUAUUGUGGCCUGGAAGGGGUCCGUAUUCCGUGGAUCACAAGUGCAUUUGGGACAAUGGUCGGUGACGGCGAAGUUGGAGUGGACUGCAGGCAACCAUUCAUGUUUCCUCACUUCGGUCUACGGGCCACAAGAUGAUAACGAGAAGAUUCUGUUCUUGGAGGAACUCGCCGAAAUCAGAGGAAUCUGUGGGGAGGUUUGGCUUGUGGCAGGUGAUUUCAACUUAAUAGCGGCAGCGGCGGACAAGAACAACUCGCGGGUGAACAGGCGGCUCAUGAAUGCUUUCCGCAACAAGAUUAAUGAACUUGAGCUCAAAGAACUGUAUCUGUUCGGGAGGAGGUAUACCUGGAGUAGCGAGCAACAAUUUCCCACCCUGGUCAAAUCGGACAGGGUGCCUGUCUCAACGGAAUGGGAGGAUGCGUUUCCGGACGCGCACUUGCAAGCGCUGAGUUCGUCCAGUUCAGAUCAUUGUGCGCUACUGCUUUCUUGCGGGGAAACCCCGCGGGGUAGAAGAAGGUUUCGUUUUGAAACUUUUUGGACGAAGCUUGAGGACUUCGAUCAGGUGGUGGCGGAUUCCUGGCAGCAGACGGUUGAGAGCACAGAUCCCUACGUCAUCCUGUACGUCAAGAUGGCGCGUCUUGCUAUGUCUCUCUGUUCCUGGGGACAAAAGAAGAUCAGUCGCUUUCGCCUCCAGCUCCAGAUUGCGAAUGAAUUGAUCUUCCGUUUUGAUGUGGCGCAAGAGAACCGACUCCUUUCCCCUCUUGAACGCCGUUUCAGGGCAAUCCUGAAGGGCCGCUGCCUGGCAUUGGCGUCACUCGAACGAAUCAGAGUGCGCCAGCGGGCUCGGAUCUCCCAGCUCCGGGAGGGAGACGCCAACUCCAAAUACUUCCAUAUGAAAGUGAAUGCGAGGCGCCGUAAGCUAUUCAUCCCAGUCUUUGAGUAUGAAGGGCAGACAGCAACCUCGUAGGAAGAUAAAAUUGCUCUGGCCAAGGACUAUUUUCAGGGAAUUUUGGGUGUGGCGGAUCCCGACUCGGCUGAGCUCCAAUUCAAUCAAAUCUUCCCUCCGGCGCCGAACCUGCAAGAGCUGGAAGUGCCUUUCUCUGAAGAGGAAGUUUGGAAGGUGAUAAAAGAGAUGCCAAACGAGAAGGCGCCGGGACCGGAUGGAUUCACCGGGCUUUUCUACCAACGGUGUUGGCAAGUCAUCAAAGGGGAAGUGCUGGCGGCACUGACGAAAUUUCACUCUGGGAAUCAUCAGAAUCUCGACAAUCUCAACACAGCGGUGAUUACUCUGCUCCCAAAGAAGGAUGCGCCCACGUUGAUCAAAGAUUACAGGCCCAUAAGCCUGAUACACAGCUUUUCCAAGCUUGCAACGAAGAUUUUGGCGUCCCGGUUGGCGCCGAGAAUGGGCGAUCUAGUUGCUGAAAACCAGACUGCCUUCAUCCGUGGCCGAUCGAUACACGAAAACUUCAUUUUUGUCAGAGGUUUAGCGCUGCAAUUCCACCGAAGAAAGAAGCCUAUGAUCCUCCUGAAACUUGACAUCACUAAAGCGUUCGACACAGUCUCUUGGUGUUUCUUGCUGAACUUGCUCCGAAACAGAGGCUUUGGGUCCAGGUGGCGAUCGUGGAUAGCUGCCCUGCUCUUAACUUCUGAAACCAGAAUCUUGCUCAAUGGCCAUGAAAGUGACAGCUUCAAGCCGGCGCGAGGACUGCGGCAGGGUAACCCGUUGUCGCCGCUACUCUUUGUCCUUGUCAUGGAUGCGCUGCAAGGCUUGCUCGCCAAAGCUACUUCCUGGGGGCUUCUUGCCAAGCUGGACACUCGACGUUCCAUCCCAAACACAUCCAUUUAUGCCGAUGACACCAUUGUGUUCCUGCAACCAAUCGAGAGGGAGGCAACAGCGGUAAACGCCAUUCUUCAGCUUUUCGGAAAAGCUACAGGGCUCAAGACCAACCUCAGCAAGAGUGCUUUGACGCCGAUUAGGUGUGAUGAUGAUGUGUUGGUCGGAGUUCAACAGCUGCUUGGGUGUAGGGUUGAGAAUUUCCCGAUCACUUACCUCGGUCUUCCACUCUCCCUGAGAAGACCGACGAAGGCGGAAGUGCAACCGAUUUUGGAUCAGCUGUCCAAAAAAGUGGCCGGCUGGAAGCCCAAACUGCUCUCUCCCGACGGCCGUCUGCGCCUGAUCAAAUCGGUGCUGACCGCGCUGCCAGUUCAUUUCAUGUUUGUGCUUGUGCUGCCAAAAUGGGCAAUCAAAGAGUUUAACAAGAAAUGCUGAGCGUUCCUGUGGAAAGGGCAAGAGGAGGUUAAUGGCGGCCACUGCCUAGUGGCUUGGGAUAUCGUCUGCAGCCCGAAGGAGUGCGGGGGAUUGGGAGUUAAAAAUCUGGAAUUAUUUGGCCAAGCGAUGCGAAUGAAAUGGCUCGCUAGACGAUUGGAGCAAAGAGGAAGGCCGUGGACUCUGAUAAACUCAGUACCGACAAACGACAUCACCGGUCUGUUCCAAUCAGUGGCGUCGUUUCAGGUAGGGGACGGUAAAGAUACGGACUUUUGGAGGGCGAACUGGUUGCCGAGGGGCUGCAUCUCUGUCUCCUCACCUUUGCUCUUCACACACCUGGGCAGAACGAAGCUGACUGUGGCGGAGGCGCUCUCGCAGAAUCGCUGGGUGCGCGACAUUCGAGGGAGUCUCUCUGCGCUGGCCUUAUCGGAAUAUUUUCGUUUGUGGGAUGAGAUUCAGGAGGUACAGCUGCAAGAGGAUGCCCAAGACUCUAUCAGUUGGAAGCUCACUCCUAACGGAGUUUUCUGCACAGCCUCUGUGUAUGAGAUGUUCUUCGCGGCACGGGUGCGAUCUCAAUGUGCGGAAUUGAUCUGGCAAGCUAGGGGCCCGUCUAGACUUAAGUUCUUCAUGUGGCUAAUCACCAAGGGCAGGUGCUUGACAGCAGACAAUUUGCAGAAAAGAGGAUGGCCGCAUGAAGAUGGUUGUGUCCUUUGCAAUGGCGAUCAGGAGAGCUGUGAUCAUUUGUUGCUGGGUUGCCCUUUCACGAAUAGGAUCUGGGGUCUGCUGAGAACGUGGCUAGGAACUCCUUUCCCCCUGCCUGGCGAUGACGACUGGGAGUUCGCGGACUGGUGGAUUAAAACCAGACUCUGUUUUCAGACGGGCUACAGGGGCGCUUUUGACUCCCUUUGUAUCCUCAUCUGCUGGUUCGUGUGGUGAGAACGAAACCUCAGGAUCUUUGAACAAAAGGCGAGAACGGCAGCGGAGCUCUUCAGUGAUAUUAAGAAUGAAGUUGCAGUGUGGAGGGAGACCAACAUUUUGAGAGAAGUCGGCUAAAGAGCCCGCUGGUGGCGGAUUGUUUUGUUUUCCUUUCUUUUCGGUUUCUCUCGACUGUUUAAUGUCGAUUUGUAAAUGUUUUCAAA
Molecule: messenger RNA, 8645 nt
Organism: Oryza sativa Japonica Group (Japanese rice)
Lineage: Eukaryota; Viridiplantae; Streptophyta; Magnoliopsida; Poales; Poaceae
Source: RefSeq, a predicted model, not a curated record